Molecule: messenger RNA, 2145 nt
Organism: Colletotrichum orchidophilum
Lineage: Eukaryota; Fungi; Ascomycota; Sordariomycetes; Glomerellales; Glomerellaceae
Exons: 1
Coding region: 1-2145 (714 amino acids)
Molecular function (GO): protein binding
Source: RefSeq, a predicted model, not a curated record
AUGUCAAACAAGAAGUCCACUGGCAAACAGGUCGCCUCUUCUGGCUCUUCGGUUCGUACGAAGAGCCGUAGAGGUCGUCUCUCUGCGCUUUUUGGCCACAGCCCCGAGCAAGUUGGCGAUGCCGCUGAUCACAAGACGGCCCAUCAGGAGGAAGCUACGCCUACCCAGCACACCGCAAUCAACCGACAUGAGCAUGGCAAUCAUCUUCAGAAUUCUCCUGCUCCUCUCAAAAAUAAUCGCAAUGAGAAUGAUGCUCAAGACUCCGUCGUCACCGUCAUCACUACUCGUUCCAUUACUACCGAAGACAAGAACGCACAUGAUUCCGGUGUCACAGCUUCCGCCAACAAUUUUGAUACUGUUGAUUUCGCCAAGAAGACCCAGAUCCAAGAAAUCGCCGAGAUCUGCGAGAGCAAGCCCUACGUCAAACUUGCUACUGGCGAGGCAAUUUCCAACCCAUCUCCGAGCCGUACUAUGAAGCUCCCGAUUCAUCGCCACAAGAGGGCUUCCAGCUCUUUCAAGAUCGUCGACAGGGACUCUGCUGACGCGGUGCUCCUUCCGGCUUCUUCUUACACCCCCUGCCCCAAGAAUAAUAAAACGCCUGUCGCGAAGCUCGACAUGCAGGCGGUUCCUUAUGCUCAACCUCUCCUGCACAACCACAGCCAUGAUCAGGAGGCUCAUCAACUGCCUUCAACUACAUACUCUGGCCUUGUCAUCCACAAUGGUAGCCCCCAGAACAAGCCCAAGGGUAAUGCCCCUGUCAAGAGUGACUAUAGUCUCUCUUCUCUUACAAAGCCUGGCCCUACGGUCAAGAUUAUGGAUACCGAUGAGGAGACUGCUAAGAAGCUCAAUCCUCUGGCUUUCAAUCCUGCUGGUGUGUCUACUCCUCUGCUCAGCGCACUCAAGACUCCAGCGUCCGAUAAGUCUCCGGGCGAGAAGAAGGUCCGCUUCGCCACGGCGCCUUCUAUCAAGUCUGACGGUAGCGACAAUGAGAGUGGAGGCUCUGAUGAUUCAAACAAGACCAUCAAACCUGGCCUUGGAGGCAUGAAGGCGGCACAGAACUCCCUUCUAUCGCCUGUGAUCUGGGACAAGGGAUCUGAGCCUAAGAUCUGGAUCAAUAACGGCAAGCCCACCCUCUUCCAGCCUCAGAAGGAGCCUGGAUACUACACCAACCCGCUUUGGUCCCGCCAGUAUCCCGAGAUUCUCUCAGACGAUCCCCGAGUCAACCCCUAUGCUGCGAGCUACGCUGAAAGCAGCACCUCCACAGAUGGCAGCCAAUAUUCCGACACCCCUGCGGCACGCGCAGUCACUGAGUUCGAAGUGGGCAAUAAACUCCAUGUCAACGGUGAUUCCAGUACCAAUGUGAGCUUUGGCACAGGUACCACGCCUGCUCGCACUCCAUUCACCAGAACCACUCGCAUUACUAUGCCUUCGCCGCCCUCUACCAACCAGAACUUUGUCGGCCGGGAGUUCCCGGACAUGCCUCCUACCCCUGCUGGAUUGGAUAUGCCGCCUUACUACAGAAGCCAAAUUAAGCUCGAGAUUGGUGGCCGUCGCUUCAUCAGCUCCAUGGAGGUUCUCGAGAGAAGCCCCUGGUUCAAGUACAUUUUCUCCAUCAACUUCCGCGACUGGUACCGUGAUGGCGUCUUCCACUUCGACAACGACGGAGAUCUCUUCGCCCAUAUUCUGCGCUUCCUGCGCACUGGCAUGUACCCGCUUUUUUGGGAUGCGCGUAACGGCUUCGACUACGCCAUGUAUGCGAUGAUCCAGCAGCAGGCUCACUUCUACAUGCUCUACGAUCUUGAGGCUUGGAUCGCCCAACAGAAGUACCAUGACGUGGUCGAGACUCAGGUCAUCCACCAGAAGGUUAUUAUCCCGAAUGAUCAGGACUGGAUUCAUGAGCAGCGUCUCAUGGGCCUUCAUUUGUCAGUGAUCUCCGGCGUUGUCGUCGACGCCAAUGCGGUCCCCGAUCACCAGGCUGAGAGCCAGGCCCCUGCUGCGGACUUGUUCGACUCCGAGAGCGGAGAGAGCUCGAAGGGCAAGGCCAAGAAUGUCGCGGUUCAGCAGGUCGACCUAGGAGGUGCUGUGGCGCUUUUCACCACCGAGAAGAUUGUGAAGGUGCACGUCGAUCAGCUCCGUCCUAUCUAA